Molecule: messenger RNA, 1467 nt
Organism: Saccharomyces kudriavzevii IFO 1802
Lineage: Eukaryota; Fungi; Ascomycota; Saccharomycetes; Saccharomycetales; Saccharomycetaceae
Gene: NUR1
Product: Nur1p
Exons: 1
Coding region: 1-1467 (488 amino acids)
Biological process (GO): regulation of exit from mitosis; maintenance of rDNA
Source: RefSeq, a predicted model, not a curated record
AUGGAUCAAAAUGAUGUGAUUAAUGAAGUAUAUGACGAUUCGGAUUUGAGCAACGAAGAAGAUCACAGUAAACUGGCGUGGGUGAAGAAAUGGUAUCAGCUAAUCACUUCUCCCUUAGAUUUGCAGUUGGUAAUAACUGAAAAAUUAGAAAUGAUCGACUGGGAUGCUCAUGCCGAAAGUCUUGCUAAGCCAUUAGGGAAUUUUUUAAUCGCACUCUUUUUCUUAAUGAGACUUUUGCAAGACAAUUUGAUAAAACCCAAUUACUUCAAGUUAAACGUUAAGUCGGAUGCUUUCGAUCUCUCUAAAUCUAACAAGUUAAAAGAGUUUGAUUAUUUACUGGAGAUAUCUUCGAAUCUUCAAAACGGAAAUCAAUUUGAUGCCUUUCAAUCAUUGUAUUUUGUCACUCUAAGUUUUAUGGAUAAUCUUUUCAGAAUCUCUAUUUUUAUGUUGCUGUCGCUGAACUUAUAUCUGACCUGGAAGUUCAUAUUUGGGUACUUCAAAACUUACAAUUUGUUCCACUUGAAGAAUGAGUUCAAUUCCGCAAGUUUGACUAAACAUAACUUAAGUGAUUUGAAUAAGGAAUAUUAUGAAGAUAUUUAUAAGCAAUCCUUGUGGUCUCUUCUAAGCCAUUUUUUUAGAGGUUCUCGUGAUAAUGUACCUCAUAUUGAUCAAGAAGAAGAUGAAAUAUUCUAUCAGUUAAAAAAAUGGUCGCCUUCCAAGUUCAUAACUAGUCUUUUCGUAUCUUUCUCACCAACGGCAAUCAUUUUUUUGAGCUUUUCCGAAGUUUCUUUUACAACAGCAAUUUCUCUAUUUUUACACCAAUGCCUUUUAGAUUACAUCAUAAUCAAAAGAUUCCGAGCUAGCCUGGAAGACAAUUUGAUCUUAUCAAGUGCAGCUUUGCAGGAAUAUGAAGAUAAGCAUAUAAUUGCACGAACAAGUCAACAGGGUAGCAUGGAUUCUGUAUCAUUUAGUAGAGGUACUGAUCGAUCUGGGCCGGACACUAGAACACCAAGAAUAUUCACUACUCAUUCAUUACAUGGUGAAGAGAUCAAAGAGGCAUACAAUUACAAAAAAAGGGAGUUUGAAGUAUUGUCGAAUAAGAGUGAAGGUGUCCCAGAACCUCGAACAACCAAAAUGCAAGAUUUGAAAGGUAUGUCACAAGCUUUCGGCAGUUCCACACGUCCAGUUGGGUCUCAGUUUCCUCCUCAAUUUUCUCUGAAAUGUGAGGGUAAACUUUCAAAGAAUGAGCCUAUUCGACUAUCACCAAAUCGCUAUUCACAGCAGGAUAAAGCCUACCUGCCAAAUCAAGAUCAGAAUGUAUCGAAAUCAUCGAGCCCCUUAAGACAAACACCUUUAAGUGCAAGACAAAAAAGCUUCGAAGGUUCAGAAACUAGUGCAUUGAAUAAAGAUGAUAUUGAUGCCAUCCUUCGUUCCCCCAAUAAGAGAAACCAUUAUCAUAAAAGAUAG